UUGAGGAAGGACAUCCGGGGAAUAAAACUGGUUUCCUGACGGGCGAGAACUAGCCAUGUCUCGUCUUAUGUUCCAGGCGUUAUGUCUCAAGUCCACCGCCUUUUUAAUGUUUAACCUUCGAAACAUUGUUUUUGGGUCAGCGGCUUAGUUCGACAUUGGGGUGGUCUGGCUUGAACGCCGGCCAGUGCUACGCCGGGUAAGCUAAUGCUAAUGUCGGCUAGCUUUGGCAAACUAAUAAAAUCGAUAAAAACAACACCAAGAUGUACGGCAUCUUCAACCUUGGGACUACUUUGUGAUUGGUGUCGUAUUGAGAUUAUAUGGUCGUACCUGUACAAUCUGAAAGUCGGAGGAGUGUGGUGACCGCCAGUGUCUCCAAGGGAAGCCACGUUUCUCGACGAGGUGAAGGCAGCCGAUGCUUUCUCCACGGUGGCAGCAACUGAUGGUCGGAGGCAGCCGGUCGGGAGGAGGCUUAGAGAGUCCGCAGCAGCCUCUUUGACAGGUGCAGGAGGUACGACGCAACUCUCCGCUCAUGUCUACGGCGUUCAUUGUUGCAAUGAGGAACCCCAGAGUCCACUUCUGAGCGCUCCGGGCCAUGAACUCCGUUUCCCCAAGUGCAUUGCAGUACGUCGGUGGAGUGAUGCACAAUGAGCUGGUGGACAGCCGGCGGCAGCAGUCCGUGGCACUGCAGGGGAGCUACGGACCCAGACCGCCUCAGAGUCCAGACUCUGGCAAAGAAACAACAGAGGAGCCGGAGGAAAUGGAUAAGCUGAAAGCCAAAAUUAUGUCAGCAUGGAACAAUGUCAAAUAUGGGUGGACUGUGAAAUCAAAAACCACCUUCAAUAAGAUUUCCCCAAUCACCCUCCUGGGACACUCCUACCUGCUCAACAGUGAAGAUCAAGUGGAUCAGUUUCGCAUGGCCUUCGUGUCCAGGAUUUGGCUGACCUACAGGCGAGAGUUCCCUCAGCUGGAGGGCUCCAGCUGGACCACGGACUGCGGCUGGGGCUGUAUGCUGCGAAGCGGCCAGAUGCUGCUAGCUCAGGGUCUCGUAGUCCAUUUGAUGCCCAGAGACUGGACCUGGCCAGACGCUCAACAGUUCACUGACGUGGAUUUUGAAGUGUUGCGAACGCGUUCACCGGCCAGGGUCGGCGGGGUCCCCAUCCCUUCUUUCAUCUCCCCGCGAGGGAACUGCACCCCUGAGAAAACCCUGCCAAGCGAUCCGACGCUCAGAUCCGGCCAGAGGAAGAGACCCGAGUCUAUAAGGGACCCACGAGCCGAGCACAUCCACCACAGGCUGCUUACCUGGUUCGGGGAUCAACCUCUGGCACCGUUUGGGGUGCACCAGCUGGUGGGAAUAGGCCGGAGUUCUGGAAAGAAAGCCGGCGACUGGUACGGCCCCUCCAUAGUGGCACAUAUACUGCGGAAAGCUCUGGCCAAAUCCACAGUUGUCCACAACCUGGCUGUGUACGUGGCUCAGGACUGUACAGUGUACAAAGAAGACGUGGCGCACCUGUGUGACUCGUCGCUCAGCCAGGCUCCCCCAGGACCUGACAACCAAACCUGGAAGUCGGUCAUCAUCCUGGUGCCCGUUCGUCUGGGCGGGGAGGCCCUCAACCCAUCUUACAUUGAAUGUGUCAAGAACAUUCUGAAGCUGGAAUGUUGUAUUGGAAUCAUUGGAGGCAAACCAAAGCACUCGCUCUAUUUUGUUGGCUUCCAAGAUGAGCAGCUGCUGUAUUUAGACCCGCACUACUGCCAGGCCGUUGUGGAUGUCACUCAUGUCAACUUCCCACUGGAGUCGUUCCACUGUAGUUCUCCCAAAAAGAUGCCCUUCACCCGAAUGGACCCCAGCUGCACCAUCGGCUUUUACGCCAGGAACAAGAAAGACUUUGAGUCUUUGUGUUGUGCAGUUACUUUGGCCCUGUCGUCAUCCUCGGCGGAAAAGUACCCCAUCUUCACCUUUGUGGAAGGCCUGGGUCAGGACUUUGGACUGGAGGGUCCCAGCAGUCACCACGGCGAGCCAGCGCCUCACAUCCUGCCCCCGGGCAGAGCAAGUCAGGUCAGCAGCCGACGACGCAGCGAUGACUUUGUCUUCCUGUGAGCGGAGGAGGCCGUCACCUGCGGGGAAGGGGUAGUACCACGUGACCUGGAAACACAAACUAGUUGUCUUCUAUUUAUUUUCACCCCUCACACAUGAUGGGUUCUAUAAGAUAUCCAGGUAUGAGGUGGUCCCUUUGGUGAGAACGGUGGUUAAGGCUGUGGAGGACAACAAGCACCUGUCCCAAAGUCCACUUGAAUGGACUCUUGUCCUCAAAAUGAACUGGUAAGGGACAGAAUAGACCUUUCUAGUAGAAGGUGUACAUUGUGUACGUGGUUCUUUGGCUAUUUAUCAGCGGAAUGAAAGUGUGGCUGUGCACGUGUACAUUGCUGUAUUUCACUAAACUUUGGAGGGAAAAAAAGCUCUAAAUGUCUGAACUGCUGUAAAGAAAAAUGUAGUUCAUAGUUUACUUUCUGUUUUUUUUUCCUGAACAAUACUCACUUCCAACAUUGGAAAAACUGUGGAUAGUUAUGAUGCCAUGUUCUGUCCAAAUUAGUGCGAUAUCGCUGAUUUUCUUUCCGAUUCGAUACCGAGUCAAAUACAGGGUUGAACAGUAUCGGCAAUACCGAUCCAAUGCUUUGUGCAUAUACACCUAAUGUGUCUGGUCAAAUUUAGAAAGUUGUGUACUUUAAAACAUUAACAUAUCGAUCUUUUAAAAAAAAAAAAAACAUUGGAAUGUAAUGAGAAAAAGCUGCAUUUUUUUAAACUAAUAAUUUACUCAAGUCACCUAUAACACUGGCUUUUUUAUAUAUAUAUAUAUAUAUAUAUAUAUAUAUAUAUAUAUAUAUAUAUAUAUAUAUAUAUAUAUAUAUAUAUAUAUAUAUAUAUAUAUAUAUAUAUAUAUAGCUGAAUUUCCCCCAGGGAUCAAUAAAGCACUUUCUAUUCUAUAUACAUAUAUAAUGUAUGUAUAUUUAUAUAUUUGUGUGUGUACAUGUAUGUAUGUGUGUAUAAAUAUAUCAACAUACAUAUAUAUAUAUAUAUAUAUAUAUAUAUAUACAGUGGGGCAAAAAAGUAUUUAGUCAGCCACCGAUUGUGCUACUUCUCCCUCUUAAAAUGAUGAGCGAGGUCUGUAAUUUUCAUCAUAGGUACACUUUAACUGUGGGAGACAGAAUGUGGAAAAAUAUAUCUAUCCAUCCAUCUUCUUCCGCUUAUCCGGGGUCGGGUCGCGGGGGCAGCAGCCUAAGCAGGGAAGCCCAGACUUCCCUCUCCCCAGACACUUUGUCCAGCUCUACCCGGGGGAUCCCGAGGCGUUCCCAGGCCAGCCGGGAGACAUACUCUUCCCAACGUGUCCUGGGUCUUCCCCUUGGCCUCCUACCGGUUGGACGUGCCCUAAACACCUCCCUCGGGAGGCGUUCGGGUGGCAUCCUGACCAGAUGCCCGAACCACCUCAUCUGGCUCCUCUCGAUGUGGAGGAGCAGCGGCUUUACUUUGAGUUCCUCCUCGAUGACAGAGCUUCUCACCCUAUCUCUAAGGGAGAGCCCCGCCACACGGCGGAGGAAACUAAUUACGGCCGCUUGUACCCGUGAUCUUAUCCUUUCGGUCAUGACCCAAAGCUCAUGACCAUAGGUGAGGAUGGGAAUGUAGAUCGACCGGUAAAUUGAGAGCUUUGCCUUCCGGCUCAGCUCCUUCUUCACCACAACGGAUCGGUAGAACGUCUGCAAUACUGAAGACGCCGCACCGAUCCGCCUGUCGAUCUCACGAUCCACUCUUCCCUCACUCGUGAACAAGACUCCUAGGUACUUGAACUCCUCCACUUGGGGCAGGGUCUCCUCCCCAACCCGGAGAUGACACUCCACCCUUUUCUGGGAGAGAACCAUGGACUCUGACUUAGAGGUCCUGAUUCUCAUUCCGGUCGCUUCACACUCUGCUGCGAACCGAUCCAGUGAGAGCUGAAGAUCCCGGCCAGAUGAAGCCAACAGGACCACAUCAUCUGCAAUAAGCAGAGACCUAAUCCCGCGGCCACCAAACCGGAACUCCUCAACGCCUUGACUGCGCCUAGAAAUUCUGUCCAUAAAAGUUAUGAACAGAAUCGGUGACAAAGAGCAGCCAUGGCGGAGUUCAACCCUCACUGGAAAUGUGUCCGACUUACUGCCGGCAAUGCGGACCAAGCUCUGACACUGAUCAUACAGGGAGCGGAACGCCACAAUCAGACAGUCCGAUACCCCAUAAAUGGAUAGACAGCGCUAUCGAAUUAUGCAAAUGAAAGCUUUUUUUCCCUCGACAUAUCUGCUCAUUUGGACAGAACACAUCUGACUUUUUCAUUAUAUUUUUAAUAAGACGUCUACCACUGAAAUGUUUGUUGUUGUUGCUGAUUAAAUUUCACUGAAAUCAC
Nerophis ophidion (straightnose pipefish) is the source of this 4424-nucleotide messenger RNA. It is a transcript of the gene atg4da, whose product is annotated as autophagy related 4D, cysteine peptidase a. NCBI's taxonomy places the organism in Eukaryota, Metazoa, Chordata, Actinopteri, Syngnathiformes, Syngnathidae. Gene Ontology annotation, molecular function: protein-phosphatidylethanolamide deconjugating activity. The transcript is spliced from 12 exons. The coding region runs from base 593 to 2095 and encodes 500 amino acids. The record is from RefSeq and is a predicted model, not a curated record.